Messenger RNA from Closterium sp. Naga37s-1, 636 nucleotides. The record is from the annotation of a GenBank genome assembly. Lineage: Eukaryota; Viridiplantae; Streptophyta; Zygnematophyceae; Desmidiales; Closteriaceae.
AUGGCCACUCACACCGGCGUUCUCGAGGCCUUCGCCCACUCCCUGCGCUCAUCCAACGCUAAUCUCAGCCGUCCAUUCCACGGCAGCAGCAAUCUCAGCCGUUUCUGGAUCCACUCCCACUCCUCUCACUCCCUCCCACCUCACUCCCUCUCCCCUCACUCCCUAUCACCGCACUCCUUGCCUCACUCUGUCCGCCCUUUCUCCACGAGCACUGCAGCACCGCCAGGGUUCCCUUCGUCCCCGUCUGAGCGUCCACCACAGCAGCAGUUACCGCAGCACAAGGACCUCCCCCAGCUGCUGCCUCCCCCUUCUGUGCCGCAACGGCGGGUUGUUAUCACAGCACUCUUCUCAAUAAUGCUCCCCAACUUGGAAGCACACACGAGUGUCGUGUUACCUGUGCAUCUACCCUUUCCCCCUCUCUCCCUCCUCUUCCGCCUCUCUUCCCCUCCCACCCACCACCAUGAGCGCUCUCAUCUCAGCACUCCUUCCCUCUCCCUGCUUCCCCUCCCCCUCCACUCCCCCUCCCCCCAACACUUCCUUCCCCCCGCUUCCCCCCACCCACCAGCAUGCGAGCUUUCUUUCAGCACACGCUUCAAUGACACGCCUCACCUUGGAGUGCACAAGUACCUUGCUUAA